AUGCAUCGUCAGCUUGAUCUGCAACGCAGACAACAGAAUGGAAACGCUUCGGCUUCAGCCUCUGCGUCAGUCUCUGGCUCGGCAUCCCUCGUGAAUGGGAGUACCCCAUUGCCAUCCAUCCCGUUGGGAGCUGCUGCUGGAGCAAUCACUAUAACCAUGCCUCCCAUCCAAUCCAACUCUUACUACAAAAUUGCCCCCAGCGAAUAUAUUACGUUUGGGUGGAACUUUUCGAGCGUCCUUGUAUCACCCACCGCCCUCACUGUUGCAGCAGUAGGCGCAAACGGGUAUACAUACCCCGUGGGCCCCACUGAUGGUGUCAUUCCCGGAACUGCCUCAAGUGUGGUGUGGUACCCGUAUGGCUACCAGACCGCAAACCCUAGCCUUCCGCUAGUUCAGGCAAGCUACACGCUUCAUAUUUGGGCCAAUGGUGGCCCUAGCGCAAUCCCCACGCCUGGUUACUUGGCACCAAACAGCCAGCUUGUGUUCGCUAUGUAUACGCCACAGGCCUACACGCCUUUGACUAGUGGGUGGCAAUGUGCCGGAUGCUCAGGAGCGCUACCUCAGCUUAAAAUAGACUCUGCUCUUCCUGGUGUCGUCGCGAUGAUUGUUAUAAUGCUGCUCUCUGGAUUCACCACCCUUCGUCGCGCGUGGGACUGA
Messenger RNA from Suillus clintonianus, 657 nucleotides. RefSeq lists its product as uncharacterized. The record is from RefSeq and is a predicted model, not a curated record. NCBI's taxonomy places the organism in Eukaryota, Fungi, Basidiomycota, Agaricomycetes, Boletales, Suillaceae. The coding region runs from base 1 to 657 and encodes 218 amino acids. The transcript has 2 exons.